AUGGCUCAAUCAACCCAAAUCUCCAUCUCAGAACCCGCUGUCGAAAACGCUAUCCCGCACUCGCCUACUCUCGCAGCAAAGCGCUCACACGAUCAGAUCGAAGCCGUCGCAGACCCCGCGCCCACGCUGAAGAAAGUCAAGACGAACGAUGAUACGCUUCAAGUCAAUGGACCUGCGGACACACAGAUGCCGGAUGCUCAAGAUGUGGCAAGUAGGGUAUCGGCGCAAGAGCCGGGACACAGUGCCGCAUUGGCCGCUCUGGACGACGGUGUCAAAGAGUCGGACGCUGCUAGCGGCAGGAGUGCAUGGUGUAUGAGCCUGGGAGAGCUGUGA
This is a messenger RNA of Aureobasidium namibiae CBS 147.97, 333 nucleotides long. RefSeq lists its product as uncharacterized. The record is from RefSeq and is a predicted model, not a curated record. The coding region runs from base 1 to 333 and encodes 110 amino acids. The transcript has a single exon. Lineage: Eukaryota; Fungi; Ascomycota; Dothideomycetes; Dothideales; Saccotheciaceae.